Paramecium octaurelia is the source of this 7032-nucleotide messenger RNA. The record is from the annotation of a GenBank genome assembly. Lineage: Eukaryota; Ciliophora; Oligohymenophorea; Peniculida; Parameciidae.
AUGGAGUAAGUUGAUUACGAAGAGCUUCUUAAACGAUUUCGAUAUUCUUACGUUAAGCCAAAUGCUUAACUAAGACAAUAUUUAUAAUCUCUGCCUUCUGACUAGUAUCCUGAAUUGUUUCAAAAGAUUGAAAACUUGAAUUAUGAUGCUUUCAAAAUCAAGAGGUUGUUGAGAAUGCUCAAGAAGCCACAUUAGGUACCUCAGUACUUCGAUUUGAAAUUAAGGAAUAAGUUGAGAAUCAACGAGAAUGUGCCUCAUGAGGUCGUUGACUUCAAUAAGAAACACACAUUAAUUUUAACAUCCCAACAACAAGGAUAAUAAUUAUUCGACAAACUAAAGGAAGAGUUUUUUGUUGAUUCCAAAAACAGAAAGAGUGGUAUGUCUAUUUUCAUUCUAUUAAAGAUUCACUCACUUUCAAGCAUCAAUUCUACAAGGCUUUACAGGAUAAUCUGACUAAUUAGUGUAUUGAAUAAUGUCUUCGUUUACUUAAGAGAUCCGAAUAAAAUAUGGAUACCUUAUAAAUCGUACUAGCUGAAUUAGUUAACACAGAAUAUGAUAUUACUCCAUUAUUAGGAGCAAUUCAUAAUGCAUUGACUGAAUUUAUUAAAAAUGACUUAUCAAUCACAUGUCUAAAAUUAGCACAUUCUUGUGUAAAAGGUGAUUUAACUAAUGCAGUUUAAUUUGUGGCUAAAAUGAUCUAAGGAACUCAUGAUGAGAAUAGGAAAUUCGCCUUUCUUGCCACUCUUCCUCAUAAAUGCGAAAAGUAAGUGGAAAUCAUCUAUAAUUUGGCUGCAAUUCUGAAUGAUGACUAAAAAGUAUUCGAUUUGGUCGCAAGAAUGAGAGAUCUUUAAGUUCCCCUAGGUAAUUGGGCUCAUCUAAAGAAGUUAUUAAGCAUCAAUAAGCAUACUAAUGCCUUUGUUUCAUUGUUGGUCGUGGAUUGGUUAUUGGAAAAGAAAUAGGAAUCAAAUAGUAAGGAUUUAGAGUCAAUCAUGGAAUAAAUUGUUAAUGGAUUAGCUACUAAUGUAAAUCAAUAUAAUCGAUAUUGUUUAGUUUAAGAAUUUUGCCAAAGUAGUUACUCAACCAGUUAUGUUCUUGGCUUAAUUGAAAUGCGUAGUCCUGUAUGCACUCUUUUGUGAAGAUGAUGCUCCAGCCAAAUUGAUGAUCACUAUCAAUGAGAAUCUGAAUAAGAAUACUGAUAUCUUCAAUCCAAAGAGUCAUUUGUGUUAAUUAAAGUAUCUGAUAGCACCAUCCUGUUAAAACGAGAGUCAAUUAUUCUUGGAUUGUUUGUUUAUGUAUUAGGCAAUCACAUAUGAUGAGAAUGAUCAAUUCAAUUAUCUAUUGCCAUUGAUCAUCUUGAUCGCAUUCAGUGGCAAGGUUAAGAAUAGUGUGAAUGUUAAGUCAUCUCUUGAGUUGUUAACCCUAUUCUAAGCAAUCGACAUCAACAUACUUUACAACAAAAUAUUUAAGACCUUACAUGAAUUUCUGUAUUAAGUCAACCCAUACUAAGGAGAAGCAAUCAAUUUCAGAAAGGACAGAUUGAUACAUUUCGUUAGAUUGAUCGUGGUUCAACUUGGGAACACUCUAAUUGAAUCACCAAAAUACAUUUACACUACCUUUUCUCAUACAUUUAUUUCUUAAUUGUAGUAUAAGUUACCCAAAUAUGAAAUCGAAGUGAAUCCCAUCAGUUGGUUCACUAAUCGCGGAUUAAUGAGCAAUAAUCCAUACACUGUUCAAUCUAUAAUUAAUUAUUGCAGACUCCUGGUUGAAUAAGGAUAUGUCGAUCAAAUUGUUCAACCCAUUGAAGAAUGGUUGAAUCCAUCCAACAUUAAUAAAUUAAAUAGUUUAGAUCAUCUAGAUGAAUAAUUGGAAUAAUUGGAAGUCGAAUAAUACGAUCAUACUAUUUUAUAGCAAAGUGGAUUGAAGUGGAUGACUGACGACAAACCUGUGGAUGAGGCAGAAUUGCAAUUAUAGUAACAACUCAAAAAGUUUGAGAACAAUAACGCAGUCCUUAUGGAUGAAGGAGAAGCAAAGUAGUAGAUGUUAUUGAAAUAAAAGAAUAAGAUGUGUUAAUAAUAUUCAUUGUGCUUAAAAUUAUUUGAAGGACUUCUUCACACCUAGGCCAAAGAGUAGUUUAUCACAAAAUACUUUGAUAAGAUAUCUGCUUUUGCUAAAGAAAUCUCAACUAGAUACGAUUGCUGCAUGUUCUUACUCAAGUAUUUCGAAACCAAUCCUUUGUUACAGUAAUUCAAAUGGCCUCUUACAUACUUCUUUUUAGAACGCAGUAUGAAUUCCAUCCCUAGUGAUAAGAUUCUGGAAAAAAUAAAUUAAUUCCAAGAUUGCCUUUUGAAAGACAUCAAGAAUCCACCCAUCCAUCUAAUCCAUUUAAUGAACUUAUACAUAAUCAAUCAAAAUUCCUUUACUCCUAUUACUAAGUUCAAGGCUUUUGCAAUCAUUCUGAAAUAUAAAGAUUAAUUAACCAUAUCAGAAUACUUUACACCUUUUGUGCUCAACAUCAAUAUUUGUGGGCAUGCCAAGAAUGCAGGGUAACUUUUGCAGCUCAUCUUCGACAAAGAGAGUCAAGACCAUUAUCAUUUGUUCUUUAACAACAUUUUGAAUCUUGUCCCAGAGGCUCAGAAUUUGAUCUUGAAAACUAUACCAAGUUUACCUGAUAGUUUCGACAUUCACAUUAAGGUCAGAGUGUUGGCUGAGUUUGAUGAAACUAAAGACAGUGCCCUCCCUUUUGUGGAUAAGGAAUUUAAGGUCCUGAACCAACUCCAGAAAUGGGACAUUGUGAGUUUUGUGAAGAAAUUCCCAAGAGAACAUAGUGAAGUCAUGAUUAAUUUAUUGAAUGACGUAAAUGGAUUCCCAGAGAUGAUAAUCUAAGCAGCAUCUAAGUUGGUUGCUGAUUAAUAAUUAUAAGAAGAAUAAUUGGAAUUCUUCCCAUAUUUUGUUAGCAAGUAAAUAAACACUUAUCCUAAAUAAUUAAUUGGAAAAACCAUAGAUUUGUUGAUUCAAUACUCCUCAACCCCAGAAAGACAAUAAUUGGCAGUACUAUGUAGAGAAGCAGGAGUUUAAUUAAUUAAAUGUGUAGGCAAAGAGAACUAGAAUGAUAUUUUGAAUUAAAUCGAAACUCAUCUCCAAUCUAAGAAUACUUGUGCAUCCAUUCGUGCCAUUACAUUUUUGGGUGUUCUGUCUUAAUUUUUAUAAGGACACAACCAACGUAAAACUCAAGAAUAAAUUGUCUAAUUGUUUAGAAACAGUGACAAAGAUUCAUAAUUGGAAUUAGCUCGUUCUUUAUAAGAAUUAUUAAGCUUUUUCCCUGAUACUGAAAACCUCGUAAUCGAGUUAUUGAAAUCUAAUAAACAAGAGAAAGAUGAGAAAGUAAAGAGAGGAAAUGCUUAUAUGAUAGCAGGUCUGAUCAAAGGUUUGGGCGUAGAAAUGAUGGAAAAGUUGGGCAUUUUGGAGUUAUUGGAAGUGAAAGAGAAAAAGGAGAGUGUAGAGGAUAAACUCUAUGUUCUUGUAUAAUUAUAAGCCAUGAUUGAAUUAUUUUAAAAGACCUUAGAACCAUACGUGUUAAAAGUGAUGGGCCUUUUAAUGAAAUAUUUUGGAGAAGGCAGAGUGGAAGUACGUAAUUUAGCUAUGACCAAUGCAAGCAGACUAUUGUAAUCCCUCUCAAGUUACGGUGUUAAGAUUAUGCUUUAACCUUUACUUGAAGGUCUGGAUUCUGAUACUUAAUGGAGAGGCAAAGUAGCCAAUAUUUGGGCAUUAGGACACUUGGCUCAUUGUUCACCAAAAUAAUUAUCAAGUUGUCUUCCCUAGAUUGUCAACUCCAUUUCUAAAGCAAUUUCAGAUACUCAUCCUGAUGUAAAAGCAGAGGCCAAUAAAUCAUUGAAUGAAAUAGGAUCUACUAUAAAAAAUCCUGAGAUCUCAAGCAUUGCAGACAUACUCAUCAUUUCAUUGUCCAAUCCAUAUGAUGAGAAUUUAAGAGGAUUAUAAGUUGUGUUGGAGACCAAGUUCAGACAUUACAUUGAUGCUCCAGCUAUGUCAUUACUGAUUCCCAUUAUCGAUUAUGGUCUCAGAGCACAGGACAGUAAUUAAAGAAGAUAGGCUUCCAUUUUAAUUGGAGGGUUGCCUCAUCUUAUAUAGAAGAGUGAUGAUCUAGUGCCAUAUAUGAAUUUGAUCGUUGGAGGGUUGGAAGUGGUGAUAGGAGAUCCCUUAUUGGAAGUCAGAACAGUUGCAGCCAAAGCAAUAGGUUAGAUAUCAAAGAAGAUUGGAAUUGAAAAUACUAAAACAUUCUUCAAAUUCAUUUGGGAUGUCUUGGAGAAUAAGGAGGCAAGUACAAAUAAGAGAUCAGGUGCAGCUCAUGCAUUUGCUGAGAUUACUUGCAUUCAUGGAGAUAACUAUUUAGAGGAAUAAUUGCAAUUCAUUUUCAGUCAGAUUCAAAGACCAGAAGUAUUUGUUAAGGAAGGAUACAUUGGGAUAUUUAUUUAUAUUCCAAGCAUUUUGUAAUAGAAGUUUGAAAAUUACGUGAAGGAUGUAAUUGAGAAUGUUUAUGAAUGUGUGAGUCAUGAGGAUGAUAUAGUAAGCAGUAUCACAUUGAGAGUGUUGAAGAUUUUAAUUAAGAACUUCGGUAUUUUGUAGAAUGAAUUGUUGUAUCCAUCAUUGACAGAGACUAUGUUAAAUGAGGAUGCCAAGAAACGUAAUGCAGGAACUAUUUUGAGUGGAGAGAUGCUCAAAAUAACAUAGAAGUAUGUGUUCGCUCAAUUAAAUAAUCCAGAGAGUCAACAAUAUAUUAAUAUCGAGCUCUAUUAUUUGAAUUUGAUGACCUUAUAUACAAUGCAAUAAGAUGUAGCAGAUGUUGUCAGAUAAAAUGCAGUUGCCAUUUGGAAGGAAUUCAUAGAUAACACUCCUAAGACUUUGAAGAAAGGAUUGAAACAAUACGUUAUUCAAUUGUGCAAUAUUAUGAGCAGAGAUGGUGUCGUGUAGAAUGGUAUCAACAGCAUUAGAAAUUUCUGUGAAAAGUAUGGUGAGACAUAGAUGAGUGAGGCAUUCAAUCAUAUAGGUUAUGUCUUAUAGAAUUACUAAGAGAAUUUGUCAUUGGUUAAGGGAGCUUAUUCAGUUUUGAAUCAGAUUUACAUUCACAUCUCCUUGGAUAUCGCUACUAGAUAUAGAGAUCAAUUCAUUGAAUACUCAAGAAUUUAUAUCUUCUGCCAAGACAACCUAAUUAAAUCUUAAUUGUUUUAAUCAAUAGGUACAAUGAUCAACAAAGUGAAGUAGACUACCUUUGUGGAAAUGAUCAUCGAACCAUAUUUGAUGGAUUUGUCUAAUAUGAAUGAAACUGAUCCCAAAUAUUCUGGCUAUUUAGAAGUGUUCUCCAGAUUGUGCUAAUUGAAUGAGACUCUAGUGUUGCACUAUUUGAUAGUGUUGAUUCUGGUACCACCACUACAUCAAUUCAAAAUUGAUAUUCUAACUAACAAUGCCUCCACCUUCUCUAGUGUCAUCUAUAAGAAGUAUGAAAACAAAGUACCAAUCCAGAUAUUGUUUAACGAUCUCUAUCUUUGUGCUGAUUUCAAUGCUCAUAAUGAAUGGAAUGAUAGAACUGAAUCUCUCAUCUACUGUAUUCAAUAAUUGAGUAUUCACAUCAAAUCUGAUACUGAAAACUACUUAGCAAUCUUUAUAGAAGACAUUCUUCGAUAAUUAUAAGCCAAAAGCAAACCAAUCUUUGAAUCCGAAGCACACCCUAAUGACUUUAAACAUUGUCUAAUUCCCUUGGAGGUGUUGUAAUACUUCUUAUAAAAUACAUCGGAAGAUCAUCAACAAUUCUCUCAAGCCAUCAUCGAGAAAGUAGCUCCUUUCUUGUAUCUAUAAACAAACAGCCUUUCAUAGCAAUAACUUGUUAAAUUCUACACUCUAGCCAAUAAAAUCAUUUAUGCAAUCAAUAACACAUUAGAUAAGCAACAUCAUUUCGAUAAUAUGCGUAACAUACACACUUGCUUCAUGAACCGUAUCAACAUACAACUAAUACCUGGUCUCAGUAUCUAAGAUGGAGCAGGAAUAGAACCCUACGUUUCCAUGCUCAUUGAUAGUUUUGUGUAUGGCAAAGAGGAAACAUUCAAAUACGCUUAUGACUUCAUGAAGAUCCUCAUCAGAUCAGCUGAUAUUCAGUAACUCCAAAUCUACAUUCUUAAAUUGGCCGGUUCUCUCAUCCGUAUCCUCAAUUACAAGGGCAAUAAUCAAAUGAAGGUCCUUGCAUUACAAUUGCUACACCAAUCUCAAGAGAAAGGACUUGUGCUGAGAUAAUUCAAGCCCUAAUUGGCUGUCACCUAUGAAAAACUCAUAAUUGACAUCAACUUAGUAGAGGGAGGAUUGAAACAACUGUCAAAGAAUUACAGCCAAUUCCUUAAGUUGCAUGACAAAAAGGUAUUAUGAUCAUUCUAUCAAUCCUAGGAUCUACUCUUGAACCAACUCUUUAAUAAGGGUGUCCAAAGUGCCACUUAGGAGGCUAGAGAAUGCCAUUUGAAGAUAGUGAAGAAGGCAAUCAAGGAUCAAUAGGAAUAAGUCUUUUCAUCAGCUGUCUUAGAAAAGUUCUUCACUCUCUCAAAAUAAUAUUUUGAAAAGUGCAUUCAAAGUUAGAAAUUUGAUGCUGCUUCUCCUUGUGAAUUGAAUCGUCUAGGUAUCUAUAUCCAUUAUACUCAAUUAGCUCACAUUCUUGCAUUAACAUACAAUUACACCAAUAAAAACAACAAAGAGUAAUACGUUCAGAAGUACAUUAAAUUUGAUCAAUAUGGGUUGCUUUUGAGAUUGCAAUUCAUCAGAUAUUAAAAUAAGGAUUUAAUACCUGACACAAUAUCAUAUGCUAUCGAAUAAAUCAAUACUAAUGAAAACAUGACUUACGUGCUGCAAUUACUGAGAACCUUAAGAAAGUUCCCCAAUCUUUAAGUCAGACACUAAUUAAAGCCGAAAUUCAUGGAGAUCCCACAGAUUUUAAGUGCGUUAUCAAGAUUACAAUGAUAUAAAAUAUAUUAAAUAACA